This is a messenger RNA of Anolis carolinensis (green anole), 1107 nucleotides long. RefSeq names its product pyruvate dehydrogenase protein X component, mitochondrial-like. Gene Ontology annotation, cellular component: pyruvate dehydrogenase complex; mitochondrion. Gene Ontology annotation, biological process: pyruvate decarboxylation to acetyl-CoA. The annotation marks the transcript as partial. Gene Ontology annotation, molecular function: acyltransferase activity. NCBI's taxonomy places the organism in Eukaryota, Metazoa, Chordata, Lepidosauria, Squamata, Anolidae. The transcript has a single exon. The record is from RefSeq and is a predicted model, not a curated record.
GCUACAGGCCUGACAGUGGAUGUUGGGGAUGCACUAGGUGAAAUUGAAACUGAUAAAGCAGUGGUUACCAUGGAGUCAACUGAUGGUGACAUAUUAGCUAAAGUCAUGGCACAGGAAGGCAGUGAAAGCAUGAGUUUGGGUACACCAACUGGCUUGCUGGUAGAGGAGGGGCAGGAAUGGAAACGGGUAGAAAUACCAAGUGUCAUUGGUGAGGCAGCCUCAUUUUCGGGACCACUGGCUACAACUCCUGUCCCCACCCCGUUAUCUUCAGUAGCCUCGCUACAUAAAGCAGAGCAGCAUCCUGAAAAACUGCAGUUUCGCUCAAGUCCUGCUGCCAGCGACAUUUUGGAGUCCCAUGGACUUGAUGUAAGCAGUUGUACGCCCUCAGAUCCUCGAGGGAUUUUCUCUAAAGAGGAUGCCCUUUCGCUUUUAGAGCAGAUACAGAAAGGAAAGCCCUUGGAAGGAAAACCAGUGGUGUCUUCUCUUCCUUCACAACAAAUUGAAGUGCCUUUAAUGCCAUCACCUGAUGGAAAACCAGUUUCUGCUGAGCAUUCUCCAGCUCCACCAGUUUCUGUGCCAGGACUGCCUCCUUCCACGGGCACAUUCACUGAGGUCCCUACUAGCAACAUUGGAAGAGUUAUUGCUAAGAGAUUAACAGAAUCAAAAUCUUCUGUCUCUCAUGCAUAUGCAACUGCUGAAUGUGACCUUGGUGCAGUUCUGAAACUAAGGCAGGAGCUGGCAAAAGAGAGGAUGGUCUCUGACUCUGGAUCAAAGAUGCAAGGUGUUUCCUUGAAGGAUGUUCCAGCUGGACUCGCACCCGGAACCACCUGCAAGCCAUAUACAUCUAGAGCAGCCAUAGCAGCGGUUAAGCAUCAUAGAGUCAAGCUUGAGCAAGAAGCUCAUGUAGAUUUUGCUAUGGCCAAGUCCAAAGUGGCCCCUGUGCAAACACCACCUAGAUUGGAGCUGCAUGCAACCCUGCUCACAGCUCAGCUGCUGGUUCCUGCAAUGCUCCAGCCUGCCAACUCUCCACUCCAGAAAGACAUUGUCGUGCCUGUUCCAGAGGGAGAUUACAUCAGCCAGAGGAAGCGGGUGCGAGGUCUGGCCUGA